This is a messenger RNA of Verticillium dahliae VdLs.17, 1390 nucleotides long. RefSeq lists its product as uncharacterized. Bases 150 to 971 code for a protein of 273 amino acids. The record is from RefSeq and is a predicted model, not a curated record. The transcript has a single exon. Lineage: Eukaryota; Fungi; Ascomycota; Sordariomycetes; Glomerellales; Plectosphaerellaceae.
GCGACGGUAAAGCCCAGCAAUAGUCCAUGCCAGGCUCCGUGCCCUGCGCAGAUAUCCCAAUGAGGCCUCCCCCCACGCUCAGGUCAUUUUCCACUGCCUUCUUUUGUUAUUCGAGCUGUACGUCUGCCUGAGCCCUCGACAGAAUCCGAAUGGCUUCUCCGGCUCCGACGCCAGGACGUGUUAUCCGAACACUCGUCCUUCUUGUUGUUAAAGCGAGAUACCACAAGCUCUUGCGGCGAUUCUGGAGAAAACAACCGGGCCUUCUCCACAUCUUCAAUAUCUGCAUCAAGACCAAACCAGACGAGAACCUGACCGAAGCCCACGCCAUGCGAUUUAUCGCCAGCCAUACCUCCAUCCCCGUGCCGAAGGUUUAUUACGCAUUCACCUAUAAAGGGGACUCAUACAUCGUCAUGCGCCAUAUCAAAGGACAAAUGGCAGGGCAUGGUUGGCUAAGCCGCACAGAAGAAUCGAAAAUGCGAAUUCUGGACCAGCUACGCCGCAUGAUCACGGAGCUUCGCUCGGUUCCUCCCCCCGAAGGGCAAGGCGUCAGCAGCAUCGAUGGUGGGCCUUUCUAUGACUUUCGUCUGCCAUCCCGGCUCUACUGGGGCCCGUACGGUACUGUACGGGAGUUCCAUGAAGCGCUCGUCGACGGCAUGAAUCUGGAUGCUGACUACACGCUCGCUGCCGACCUUUCCGAGCUGUUUGAGUUCUAUCAGCAAUCAGGGAACGAGCUCGUCUUAACUCACGGUGAUCUAAGCAGCCUUAAUAUUCUGGUGCGGGGAGAUACCGUUGUGGGAAUCGUGGAUUGGGAGACGGCAGGAUGGUUCCUAGUAUACUGGGAGUAUACCUGUGCGAAGUAUGUUAAUCCUCAAAAUCCAUUCUGGGCAGACCCGGUCGAUCAGUUUCUAGUGCCCAUGCCGGACGAGUUAAAGAUGGAAACCAUUAGACGUAAGUAUUUUGGUGACUUCUGACAAAUUCAUUUUGAUUCUCCCUGCGUCCGCCUUCCUUGGCUGUGUCGGACAGUCUACCUAGCUGACACGGGCACGCCCUAAAUCCUUGAGAUAGUCCUUUCCGGUCGGGAAUGCGUAGUCCCAGCAGGCUACGCAAGUGAGAUUGUUUCUUCACGCGGGGAGUCCAUCAUAGUCGGCAAACGCUGGUAGUGCUCCAGGAUCCUUUUAUGUGGUAGCGGCCCUGGCGCACUAGCGAGAACUUAUAAGGUGGUGAAGACGGGAGCCGUUACGGUUCAUAUUAGUUCUAUAGUCGUUCUUAUCGUUAAGGACGAUAAUUGUAUCGGGCUAAGGUAUUAGGAGAGCUAUAAGCCUUCUACUUAAGGACUUGAGGAAAGGGCUCACGAGGGAGAUCUUAAUAGAUAAAGUGAUAGUAGAGAGAU